Molecule: messenger RNA, 4505 nt
Organism: Rhincodon typus (whale shark)
Lineage: Eukaryota; Metazoa; Chordata; Chondrichthyes; Orectolobiformes; Rhincodontidae
Product: zinc finger and BTB domain-containing protein 49-like
Exons: 2
Coding region: 3132-4505 (457 amino acids)
Biological process (GO): regulation of transcription by RNA polymerase II
Molecular function (GO): protein binding; RNA polymerase II cis-regulatory region sequence-specific DNA binding; DNA-binding transcription factor activity, RNA polymerase II-specific
Source: RefSeq, a predicted model, not a curated record
AAAGUUUGACAUUACUGAUCCUCAACAGAUAUUAAGCAGUGUAUAAGCAAGUUCUGAAUGCAUUUUCCUUGCUUGCCCCAAUUAUCCUGGGAGUCUCAAUGUUCUAUUUUUUCCAGAGCUGAGACACAAAACCUCAUGUCCAAAGCAGCUGCAUGACCACUAACCUUACCCUCAAAUAUCACUUGUCAUCCCUAUUUUUUAUUCACUGCAAUUGACAUCAUUCACAUCUUUACUUUUUCAAUACUUUGUUCAUUGGCUUCCUAAACUCCACCAUAAAUUUCAACGCAUCCUUAAAAUUAUAGCAUGCUCACCAUUCUGCUUAAAGUCCCAUACAUCUACUACCCCAGUCCUUGUCAAUCUUUAUCACCUCCCUAUUGCCCUGAAACAUUAACUUCAAAAUCCUUGUCUAUAAAAUCUUCAUUCCUUCUGUUAUUCCAACUCGGGUCUGCUGUGCAUUUCAUUCUCCUGUUCUUUUAUUGAUGAUAGGCACUUAAGAUACCCCAGUUACACUGGAACUUGCUUUUCCUAAAGCGACCUGCUUUGUGACAUUUCUUCAUACUUUUUGAAGUCACUUUAAAACCAGCAUCUUCCAUUAUUCUUGAAACUGGAACACCCUCCUCAUCCUAUCCGAUGUAAAAUCUUUUGGUGCUGCAUUCUGCGCUUCUCCCUCCCAGAGAUAUCACACUUAAAUCAUUUUCUUUUUCAGACAGGUGAGAUCUAAGAGUUUAGUUCCCCUCCAAAACUCCAGGAAGAGCUCGCCAAAUGUUUGCUAUUUUCAGUGAAAACUCUUAAAAUGGGGAAUAUUGUUUUAGUUGUUUAAUUUCCAAUAAAAUUAGACGGCAGCCUGAAGAAGAAACAAAAGAACAAUUUGCAGGGUUGUUAAUCUCAACUUUUCCACAUUAUGUGGGGACCAGUUGCAGACUUCAAUCUAAAAACAUAAGGAUAAGGAGUAAACCAUAUGACUUCUUGAGCCUGUUCUGACAUUCAGUAUGAUCAUGGCUCAUCUUUGACAUGAAUUCCUUUCUCCCACUUCCCCAAUUGCCUUGAUUCCCUGAGAGACCAAAAACCAUAAGCAUCUUUCGUAUUCCAAGUGCCACUGUACUUGAUGUCUGCUGUCUGCUCCCCUGUUGACUGACCAUGAGCCUCUGUUUUUAUCAGCAAUAUCACAAGAAUGUAAAUGAACGAUAAAGAUUGGGAAUCGAUCAUUUGGAAAGUUAAGAUGAACAAAAUCGUAAUUCAGGAGUUCAAACUGGGAAAUGACAGUAUAAGUUGAAUUUUCCUUUCUUAACUAUUUGAAACUGCUCGAUGGUCUUGUACUUGAGCAACUUUUAUUUUUAAUUGACUUGUGGGACAUGGGCGUCGCUAGCUGGAUAGCAUUUAUUGCCCAUCCCUAGUCGCACUUGAGAAGGUGGUAGUGAGUUGCCUUCUUGAAACGCUGCAGUCCAUGUGCUGUAGGUAGACUCAUAAUGCCCUUAGGGAGGAAAUUUCUUGUAUGAAAGUGAAUCUUGCUGUUGUUUUAUAUCCCUCCUGACAUUUAUUUCCCCUCUUUUAUUGAAAAGAAAUGGGCAUAAAAAUUAUGACUGAUGUAAAAUAGUUUGCUAUUCACUGUCAUUCUUUUACAAUAUCAAGUCAAGUGUACUCCCAAUCAGUCUCACAUUUACAGCUUCCCUUAAUUUGUUGUAUUUUCAAAUCCCUAUGACCUCAGCACAGCUUAUUUCACUGCUGUGAACUCUUUUAAAAACUCUGCUCACUACUAUUUCACUCUUUAUUGUGAUAUUUCUUUCCACAUUUACCUCAAGCAUUGACUUGUAUUGUCUUUUGUUUCUUGCUUUUAUACCACAAGAAAGCUAAUGGAAUGCUGUCCCGUAUCUUGACUGAAGUACAAGAAUGCAGAAGUUAUGCUGCAAUUAUACGAAACCUUGACUCACUCCCUGCUCCCCACCCCACUAAACUUGGGAAGGUCAAAAAUACUUGCAAGGUGGUAAUCCUUGAAUCGCACAUUAUUUUUUAUUCUAGAAACAUGAAGGAUACUCUGCAGCAAAGGGAACAGAUAUAGCUUCAUGCCCGUGAUGUUAUGUUAUAGUUCUGAAACGAAUUUUGUAAAAAGAUAAAAUUAUGGAUGACUUUUUACAUUAGUUAAAAAUAUAUUAGAUAAGGUGAAUUUCUGGCAAAGAGACAUUUGUUUGAAAUGAUGUUGAAUGUUGGAACAAAUGUCUUUAAAUCAACGGGUAAUGAAUAUUUGAAUUAAAUAUGAUUUCUGUCUCCGUCUGUGGUUAGUUGAGUUUUUACCCAAAAUGAAGGUAAGGUGCCAUUUAUUAUUCUAAAUUAAAGUAGUCAAAUUAAAGCUCAAGAGCCAUGAAGUUUCACUGCAGUAAAACAUAAUCAGUUGGUUACAAAAAUAAUUGAUCACGUAUUGGGAUAUUCUGAGCUGGAAUUUCUUAUAGAAAUAUUGGGUCAUCUUCAUGUUCACCCAACCCCUACCCCUUUUCAUCUUCUUCAUCCAGUUUUAGAAAUAGUGCUGGAUGACAAUCUCAAUUACCCUUUUUAAGACAAAACCAUUGCAUAACCAGGGAGGAAAAAAUAUCUUUGAAUUUUAUCUUUUACUCCAACAACUUGCAUUUUUAUAGUCCAUUUGAUGCAACAUAAUGUUCUGACCAGUGAUUCCUACCCCAGCGUUCAGAUCAAAACAUAGCAUAAACAAACUGCUAAAAGCAUUUUCUGAAGAAGGGUCUUGACCCAAAACGUCAGCUUUCCUGCUCCUCUGAUGCUGCUUGGCCUGCUGUGUUCAUCCAACUCUACACCUUGUUAUCUCAGAUUCUCCAGCAUCGUCAGUUCCUACUAUCUCUGCUAAAAGCACGUAUCAAAAGUUUUUCUUUGAACCCUGCGCACAGAAUCACGUUUUAACUAAAACAAAACAAUAUCCACUGGUCAUUUUGCUUUAAAUUUGUGAAGGAAUUUACAAAAUCUCUUGUGUGAAUUGUAAGCUGUGACGAGUGACUUUGUCUCAACUGCGUUUGAGCCAUCCUGCUGUAUGAAUAAAACCACAUACCCUCCAACUGAUUGAUUCUGUACCAUUUUAAUAAAUCUCAUGUUAUGUCAGAGUUUCUUUCCCAUACUAGGUCAGCUAAAGGAUGGCAGCCGAAGCACUAGGAAACCACAGCUGCCAUCUACUACAGCAGCUUCAUGAGCAGCGUAUCCAAGGUUUCCUGUGUGACUGCAUGCUGGUGGUGAAGGGUGUCUGCUUUAAGGCUCAUAAAAAUGUGCUGGCUGCAUUCAGCCAGUACUUUAGGACCUUAUUUCAAAAUUCUUCAGGCCAGAGUCGUGAUGUCUUCCAUUUGGAUAUUAAAAAUAUUGGUGGCAUUGGCCAGAUUCUGGAUUUUAUGUAUACUUCGCACCUUGACCUUAGCCAUGAAAACGUCCAGGCUGUGUUGGACAUUGCUCAGUGUUUGCAAGUACCGAAUGUGCUCAGUCUGUGCUAUACUUUCCUAAAGGCUUCAGCAAAUGUCAUAGGUGAUAGCAGCAACUUGGCAGCUGCUAGCACUAUUUCGCUGCAUGGGGCCCUGUCAACCGACACAGAGGAUAUGCUAGAGAAUACAGAUGGCACUGAGAUAAACCAUGACUGCUCUUUUGGGAUACAGAGUCAUAUCCAUAAACCUCAAGAGCUGGGGCUUUUAUUUAGACCACUGCCAGAUAUUUCUCAAGCUGAAAUAUCAGCGACUUUGCAGAACCAAACUCCUGGACUCCCAGACAGGACUACUUCAGAUUAUCCAAUGAGGCAAAAUGCUCAACAGCCUUCUAAGUUGUACAACUGUUAUGGAAAAGAAAUGUUCAAACAAAAUCUGUCACCUUUCUUCAAUAGUAAUCAAGGGGAGCAAAGAAGAGUGGAUCUCGAUGAUGGUAUAAGCACAGCAGUAACCACAAAGGAUGUAUCUUCCCUUGAACCUACUGAAUGCAACAGUGCUGCUCAGGAACCAUCCUCAUCAGGCAUGACGAUGCACACAGAAGAAAGAUGGUCCUUUAGUCAGAGUAUGGGGACCAUGGAACCUCAACCAAUUAGACAAUUGCCUCAUGUGAAAAAGAAAGUCCCUCUGAAGAAGUAUGAUUAUUUGUGGCCCAAGAAACUGCUCGAGUCACCUUCUGUGCUCCCUAAAGUGAAUGAAAUAUCCGAAGCUGAGAAAGUAAAUGGACACAGCUCAAGGGAGCUCCCCAAAGAGAAUUUGGGACAAGGCGGUUGUGCCGGGGAGAAAGAUCAGGAACAAGUGAAACUGACUGACUCACCUUUGAGAGGCAGUGAUCUAGUACCAGUUAACCAUGGAGCUACUGGAGAUUCCGAGGAAGUUCUUGACCAGUCUUUAAGUAACUCAAACGUUCAGUCCCAGUUUUGUCAGUCACAGAAGCAAUAUUGUUGUGAACUAUGUGGGAAAACCUUUAAGCACCCGAGUAAUCUAGAAUUACACAGACGUUCUCAUACAGGUAUAGUAAAUAUUGGGAAUGUGCCAUUUUGA